Molecule: messenger RNA, 309 nt
Organism: Mucor mucedo
Lineage: Eukaryota; Fungi; Mucoromycota; Mucoromycetes; Mucorales; Mucoraceae
Exons: 2
Coding region: 1-309 (102 amino acids)
Source: RefSeq, a predicted model, not a curated record
AUGAACAUCCAACCUUAUUGUCCUAUUCUUGUUCCUGUUACUGUAGCAGUUACUAUCGAGACCAAUGAAACUGUGAUUCAAGAAUCUGUUUCCAAACAUGGUGUAAAAUGGAAUUUUGACAAACAUCAAGAUGUCCCUACUGGAAACUUGAAUGGUAGACAAAGAAAGCCAGCCUAUAUGUCUUUAGAGAACACUAUAACAUGCUGGUGUUGUCCGAGGCGACGCUUCUGGCCAGGUAUGCAGUUUGCAGAAGAAAAGCAAGAAGAUCGAAUGCCCAGCUAUUCUGAAGGUCGUCUGUAUGCCAUGUAG